This is a messenger RNA of Acipenser ruthenus (sterlet), 10215 nucleotides long. RefSeq names its product XK related 4 (gene xkr4). Bases 26 to 1945 code for a protein of 639 amino acids. The transcript is spliced from 3 exons. The record is from RefSeq and is a predicted model, not a curated record. Gene Ontology annotation, cellular component: plasma membrane. Gene Ontology annotation, biological process: apoptotic process involved in development; engulfment of apoptotic cell; phosphatidylserine exposure on apoptotic cell surface. NCBI's taxonomy places the organism in Eukaryota, Metazoa, Chordata, Actinopteri, Acipenseriformes, Acipenseridae.
GAGGAGGUCGCCCAGUCCAGUUUCUAUGCACUGGUACAGAGACAGAAAGAUAAAUGAGCAGGGGGAGAGAAAAGAAGGAAAAAGACGGUCUCAGUCAGAUAACGGGAGGACUACUAUAAUGGCCGCUAAGUCUGAUGGAGUGUUAAAGAUGAAGAAAAGCGACGUGGCUUUUACUCCCUUGCAAAACUCUGACCAUUCAGGCUCGGUACAGGGAUUAGCCCCAGGAUCUCAGCCGGAUUCGGGAACCGGGGAGGUGGACUACGUGGAUGGGGAGUCCCACUGUUGUGGCUCCUCUUCCAUGUGCCUUCGUCUGGGCAGGGAGCAGCAGAACUACUCGGUGUGGGACUGUCUCUGGAUUCUCGCCGCGGUGACCGUUUAUUUUGCCGACGUGGGCACAGAUAUUUGGCUCUCCGUCGACUAUUACCUCCGCGGCCAGUACUGGUGGUUCGGGCUUACUCUGUUUUUUGUGGUGCUCGGUUCGUUUUCUGUGCAGGUCUUCAGCUUUAGGUGGUUCGUACAUGAUUUCAGCACCGAGGAGAGCGCAGGUGCUGCCAGUGGCUCUCAUGUGGAUGGGACGCUGGUCAGCGGCUCUGCCGCACAUGGAGACAUGGAUGCCCGUCUUUCAACACCACAAAGACAGGCUUCUACAGCCAGCAAGAGCAACGCCACAACUAAUAGCAGCAACAGCAGCACCACAACUCAGACUAGCAAGAAAAGAACUGCAUCUUGUUCCCUUUGCAUCUGGCUCUUGCAGUCAGUCAUCCACAUCCUGCAGCUGGGGCAGAUCUGGAGAUAUUUCCACACCAUAUACCUUGGCAUACGAAGCCGUCGGAGUGGAGAGAAUGACAGGUGGCGCUUUUAUUGGAGAAUGGUGUAUGAGUAUGCAGACGUGAGUAUGCUGCAUUUGCUAGCUACCUUUCUGGAGAGCGCUCCGCAACUUGUCCUGCAGCUCUGCAUUAUAAUUCAAACCCACCACUUACAGGCUCUCCAAGGUCUCACAGCAGCAGCAUCCUUGGUGUCCCUGGCCUGGGCUCUGGCAUCCUAUCAAAAGGCUCUCCGGGACUCCCGUGAUGACAAGAAGCCCAUCAGCUACCUAGCUGUCAUCAUUCAGUUCUGCUGGCACUUCUUCACCAUUGCUGCCCGGGUAAUCACCUUCGCACUCUUCGCCUCUGUGUUCCAGCUCUACUUCGGUAUCUUCAUUGUCCUGCACUGGUGCAUCAUGACCUUCUGGAUCGUCCACUGCGAGACAGAGUUCUGCAUCACCAAGUGGGAGGAGAUAGUCUUCGACAUGGUAGUGGGGAUCAUCUACAUCUUCAGCUGGUUCAACGUCAAGGAAGGACAUACCCGCUGCCGUUUGUUCAUCUACUACUUUGUAAUCCUUUUGGAGAACACAGCCUUGAGCGCCCUCUGGUACUUGUACCGGGCUCCUCAGAUCACUGACGCCUUUGCCAUCCCUGCUCUCUGUGUCGUCUUCAGCAGCUUUCUGACUGGAAUAGUCUUCAUGCUCAUGUACUAUGCCUUCUUUCACCCCAAUGGACCCAGGUUUGGGCACUCGCCAAGCUGCAUACUUGUGGACCCUGCAACCACCUUUAUGCUGCCCCCCGAGGUUGCGACCAACACCCUGAGGGCAGUUUCACAAAAUCGGGUGCCAGUGGUGGUGCCAGACAGGGAUCCGAAAUACACAGAGAGGGACGGCUGCAUGCCUGUGUUUCAGGUGAGGCCCACCGCCCCUUCCACCCCAUCCUCUCGUACUCCGCGGAUAGAGGAAACUGUUAUUAAAAUAGACCUGUUCAGGAACAGGUAUCCUGCCUGGGAGAGGCACGUGCUGGACAGAAGUAUACGCAAGGCCAUCCUAACCCUUGAGUGUUCUCCCUCUCCCCCCCGGCUGCAGUAUAAAGAUGACGCUCUUGUUCAAGAGCGCCUGGAAUAUGAGACCACACUGUAGCCUUUGGGGAUGUUUGCUUAAAAAAACUGCUAGAAGAUCAACUUAAGGGUGAACAGCAGGACUGUGGCAAUAAGUUCCUAGCUCUCUAUACAUAGCAUUGAUCCAUGAUGUUGAUUGUCAUGGACUGAAAAUAAGCACGAUUUCUAUUUCAUUUGAAGGAUGUAUUGUUGUUGUUUUUGUAGGUUUUUUUUUUUUAUUUAGUUUAGUGUUAUGUUUUUUUUUGGGGGGGGGGUUUAAGUACGCCUGACAGGGAAUACAUAUAUAAAUAAGAGGGCAUCACAUUCAAGAAUCUAAACACCCUAACCCAAAUUCUUUGCAGUUUUUCUUUCUCUGACACAGAAAAGGGAAUUGGCCACUUGAACAAACACCGUGUACAGAUAACAAAGAUAACCUUGUACAGUGCCUUGCAUAAGUAUUCACCCCCCUUGGACUUUUCCACAUUUUGUAGUGUUACAACCUGGAAUUAAAAUGGAUUUAAUUGGGAUUUUUACCAUUUGAUUUACACAACAUGCUUAACACUUUGAAGGUGCAAAAUAUGUAUUAUUGUGACACAAAAGUUAAUUAAACAAAAAAAGACAUUUGUUGGUUGCAUAAGUAUUCACCCCCCUGAGUCAAUACUUGGUAGAAGCACCUUUGGCAGCAAUUAUAGCUGUGAGUCUUUUUGGGUAAGUCUCUACCAGCUUUGUGCAUCUGGAUCUUGCAAUUUUUGCCCAUUCUUCUUGGCAAAAUUGCUCAAGCUCUGUCAAGUUGGAUGGGGACCGUUGGUGAACAGCAAUUUUCAAGUCUUGCCACAGAUUCUCAAUCAGAUUGAUGUCUGGGCUUUGACUGGGCCAUUCUAUGACAUUCAAGUUCUUGUUUUUAAACCACUCCAGUGUAGCUUUGGCUGUGUGUUUAGGGUCAUUGUCCUGCUGGAAGGUGAACCUCUGCCCCAGUCCCAGGUCUCUUGCAGACUGAAACAGGUUUUCCUCUAGAAUUUCCCUGUAUUUGGCUCCAUCCAUCUUGCCCUCAAUCCUGACCAGUUUCCCAGUCCCUGCUGAUGAAAAGCAUCCCCAUAACAUGAUGCUGCCACCACCAUGCUUCACCGUGGGGAUGGUGUUCUCAGGGUGAUGAGCAGUGUUGGCUUUGCGCCACACAUAACGUUUUGCGCUAAGGCCAAAAAGUUCAAUUUUGGUCUCAUUAGACCAGAGAACCUUUUUCCACAUGUUUGCUGUGUCUCCCACAUGCCUUUUGGCAAAAUCCAAACGGGAUUUGAUGUGGUUUUUUUUCAGCAAUGGCUUUCUUCUCGCCACUCUUCCAUAAAGCCCAGCUUUGUGGAGCGUCCGGGUUAUAGUUGUCCCAUGGACGGUUUCUCCCAUCUCAGCUGUGAAUCGCUCCAGCUCCUUCAGAGUUACCAUUGGCCUCUUGGUUGCUUCUCUGACUAAUGCCCUCCUUACCUGGUCACUGAGUUUUGGUGGACGGCCUUCUCUAGGCAGAGUCGCGGUUGUGCCAUAUUCUUUCCAUUUUUUAAUAAUGGAUUUAACGGUGCUCCGGGGGAUGUUCAAAGUUUGGGAUAUUUUUUUAUAACCCAACCCUGAUUGGUGCUUCUCCAGAACUUUAUCCCGGACUUGUUUUGAUAGCUCCUUGGUCUUCAUGAUGCUGUUUGUUUAGAUAUGCUCUCUAACAAACUCUGGGGCCUUCCAGAAACAGGUGUAUUUAAUCUGAGAUCAUGUGACACUUUAAUUGCACACAGGUGGACUCCAUUCAACUAAUUAUGUGACUUCUGAAGGCAAUUGGUUGCACCAGAGCUUAUUUAGGGGUGUCACAGCAAAGGGGGUGAAUACUUAUGCAAUCAGGACUUUUCAGUUUUUUAUUUGUAAAUAAUUUUGAAAAAUAUGUAGAUUUUUUUCCCCACUUCGACAUUAUGGACUAUUUUGUGUAGAUCAGUGACAAAAAAUCCUAAUUAAAUCAAUUUUAAUUCCAGGUUGUAACACUACAAAAUGUGGAAAAGUACAAGGGGGGUGAAUACUUAUGCAAGGCACUGUAGAUGUUUUGUUGUUCUGCCUUCCUAUAUUGAGAUUACUUAUCCUCAUUUGCAGGCUCAGCAGCACAUUUAAUUAAACUAUAACUUUAUCAUAUUGAAACAAGUAUGGCCUGUGAAAAUAUUACAAGGUAUAUCCCUGAAUUAUAAGAAUAUGAUUAUAAAAUUAUAAUUGUGAUUUUAUAUCACAAAUAAAAAAAAUUUUAACGUAGUGGGGGAGCAGAAAAUAUAUUUACAAUAUACAGUACCCAUGGGAACAUUAACUCACUAGAUCCUUAAUUCAAGGCUCAUUAUGUUGGCCAUUGUGUGUGUUAUUAAGACACCAUGCUCUUAUUGUGCCAAAAGUUCUAUAACUACUGGACUUUAUAGACUAGGCAUUUUUUCAGAGAGAAACUGGGCAGCAGGAAUCAGCAAUCAUUAGCAUAUACUUGAAUUUGCAUCUUAGUUGUCAGAGAUGCUAGUCAAAUAAUACGCCCCCUUGAACAGGCUCAAGGGCAGACUACAUUAUGAUAUUUACAAAGGAAGAGAUAAACAGACAGUUGAGACCUGUUGGGAUCUUGAAUAUACAUCCUCAUUUGUCAAGUUGCAGGUUUGAUGGACUGUAGGAUAAGCACACAUGUGUGGAAAAAAAAGAAGAAGCUUUGUAACAGUUUUGGACUCCAAAGCCAAACCACACUUGCAGUAAAUAAUUGCAACUGUAGUAUUAAAGAUGCAACAUUCCUUUUCACUGGUUGUGAUACUACUGAAGUCAUUCAGGUAUAGGCAGUGGAAGCAUUGUUUAAAACCAUGUACAGUGGACUUCAGGCCUAAUGAUGGUCAUUCCUUUUUAAACUACAACAAAAACCAAAUAACCUUGAUAUCCUUUUCAGAGCACCCGGAUGCAUCAAUGCUAAAACAAGUAUAGGGCUGAAACCACUUCUGUCAUUGUGACUGCCAACAGACAUCGCUUUAAACCAAGUCAUGUCAUGAUUGCUGCCAAGGCAUGUUAACCACCUCAGAAACAUGUUAAACCACAGGCAUAUUGUUUUGUUGUACAUAUUGGUAAUCAAUGGCAUAAAAAAAGGAAACUGCAUCUUUAAGUAUUCUACAGAGAAGCUGUAUGGGGUUUAGCUGCCCCAUCAGCUUUGGCUCCAAAACUUCUGUCUCACCAAGAUAAAACAAUAACAAAGGCUAAAUGAAAGAAAGAAAAAUAAGCACAACACUUGUUGGCAAGAGGAGUCACAACACUCCAAUUGCUAUAUUCAAAGUGUAAUUGCAGUUAGUGUGGGAGGGGAGGUGGGAUGAACAAAAAGCCAUUUAAUUUCGGUAACUGGUAGUUAUUAGGCUAACGUGUAGUUAUUAGGCUAACUCACUUUAUUUUCUAUCAGGAAGUAACACAAGAGAGGUGCACACACACACACACACACACACACACACACACACACACACACAGCAGGGAGUCAAUUAUCCAAACUAAUUGGGACCAAUACUAGUUUGCAUAAUCGAUUUGUAUGGAUAAUCGAACAGGUAUUAAUAACAAUUACUGUACCUUUAAUAAUGUUUAGAAUAAAGUUAACACAAAAGUACAGUACUUAGUGCACAAGUACAUACUGAUGAUAUAUAGCUAGUAACCUAUUCUAUCACAUUAAGCAUACAAAAUUACAAAAGUUUACAAAUCAUUAAAUUAAUGCAAUUCAGUAAGACUUUAACACCUUCAGUUAAGUUUAUGAAAUACUGUAAUUAAAUGUACCGUAUGCCGAACUUUGAAAAUUGUCAAAGAAUACAAUUCAGUACAACUUUGACACAUUACAGAACUUUAGGAAUCAUUAAACUUCAAAAAUUCAGUAAAAUGUUAAUAUACUUUGAUACUUGCUUUUAAAGCAUUGUAAUAACGUGCAAUUGAAAUCAAUAAAAUAAAAGUUCUUAGCUGCUCAAUAACAUAGACAGGAUCUCCAGCCCUUACUGGCGAAAUACAAGAAAAAUCUAGAACAAGGUGACUGUUUUAAUUUGCUUAAUUUAAAGCAAUAAUUUAAAGCAGACAGUGCUCCACCUAAGGUUUUUCAUGUUGUGAAUAAUUCUGUAACUUUCAAUUUGCCUAAGUUUGCUGGUCUUUUUUUUGGCAGCUAAAUCUUGCAGCCAUUUAUAUAUAUAUAUAUAUGUGUGUGUGUGUGUGUGUGUGUGUGUGUGUGUGUGUGUUUGUGUGAAAUUGCCUUGGAUUAUGUAUGUUAGGAGGAGGAGCUGUCGCAGUAACAAGUCUUUGAUUCCUGGUAAAGGGCACCUGAGUCUCAUCCAUUUAUAACAACCUGGGAUUCCCAAAUUGAUUUAUCUCAGGGGCUAUCAAACAAUGUAAAGAAUGAUAUACUGUAGUAGCUAUCUGUAACUUCAUGUCUUCAUGUAACUGUCUUGGCUAAAUUAAUAUGUGCUGUUCUGGAUUCUAGAGGUUCAGCAACACAUUUCUUGCUUGAUAAAAUUACAAUUACCAAUUGUUAAUAGUUAAACAGUUCAGUACUGUAUAUUCAUUAGGUUCAUCCAACACAGUUUACAAUCGCUUUGUUACAAAUGGACGCAUUGAGCUUUUAUGUUUUCUGAACUGUAUGUGGUUUACAUUAUUUGAUAUGAAUGGUGGUGAUUUGCUUCCCAAACUGCAAACAUGAUUGUUUCAGCCUCUCAUGAGAGGCCUUGGGGAGAUACCUUAUUAAUGAAAAGAGAAGGUUGACAAUGUUGUAAACCAUUGUCUAUUUAAAGUCUCUUUUUCCUUUAAGCAUAUACUUCAGUGUUAUCUGUCCCCACGGCUCAAUUAAGAGCUAGCUCUAUUGUCAUGUCGACAAUUGCCAAGUGAGAGAAUGAUGAAUCUGAGACGAGCAGAGUUCUGCAUCUCAAUUACCUGAGAGACGGCAGUCCGACCACCAUGGUUUAAUGGUGCUUCAGCUAUUCCCAAGCCUCACCUAAUGUGAAGAGAGACAUGUUCUUUAUUGAGGAAUUCAAAAGGUGCAGCCAAUCACUUUGAAACCCUUUCCUUAUUAGAAGUUAGUGGGCAGAACUGGGUUGCUUUAUGAAGUUGUCCGAGUACUGUAGUAAAUAUAAGUUUGAUAUAUUGGUUGCCAAUGACCACAUAGGCCAAAAAAUCUGAGUUGGUCUAAGUUACUACCCUUUAAAUGAUUUACUUUUAAUGGUACAAAUGGUAUUUGUAUAUACAGUCGGCACCGCCUAAUCUGCAUACUGAUAAUCAGGAUUUCUGCUAAAAUGGGAUAGAACUUUGGGAGACAGUUCUUCCCAAUGCUAUUGAUGUUGUUUAAUUGGGAUACAGUAUUUUCAAAUGAUGAACAGAGAUCACUUAGCUGUGACAAGUAAACUACGUUGAACUCUAGAAGACAGAUGAGUCUCUUGUGGUUUCUGUUGCAAAGAAAGUUGGCAUGUCAACAUGUAGAAAUAAAUAAAUAAAAAAAACAGCGAUUUAAUUUUGUUUAGGAAUAAAAAAAAAACAUUGACUCAUAUUUUAAAUUAUACAUUUAAUAUGUAAUCAUAAUGUCAUGUAAUUUUAUUAUUUUUCUUUUCAUUAGGAAACAAAAAAGUCUGACUAAGGUCGUCUCAACUGCCUCUCGUUUAAUUGGGACAGCUGCUUAUUCAGGAUAUUUUUCUUCUCCGGAGGCGUCCUGAUAAAGCGGCGUAAACUGAACCAGUAAAAUAGUAUUGUGGUUUUAUUGCUGAAGAUUCUAAUAAGGGAAAGGGUUGAUAAUCAAUAAAGACCCACUGCAACAGCUAUCCUUUUUGGUACUUUAAGUAAAACUAGAGGCCCUCCAAAAUAAUUCAGUUUGUUUGUUUAUAAUGGUUGUAAAACGUAGAACGGCUAUUCUGAUAUAUAGCUUAGGCACCAAGUCACUACACUGGGUGCUGCAGUACUUCAGGGUGUGACAGCUCCUAGCUGUGUGAUCUGCGAAAGACACUGUAGCAACAAUAGAAAAGGCCAUUGCAGAAAAAAAGCUGAUAGGAAAAACCAUCUCAAACCUUUUUAACAAUUAAACCCCAAACACAGAACUCUGGCAACUUAUUACCAGCUCUAAUUAAAUCCAGUCUAUGUAUUCCAAAGAAUUCAAACGUUAGACACAGUAUGGUAGGAGCAGGAAAAUGUAUACUGCAUAAAAACAAAACAAUAACAAAAUAAUUUAUGACAUUAGAACAAUCUAUUGCCUAAUGCAGAAACCUAAAUGAUAGAGAUACUCACAAGUUUAUGAAUUUAGACCUGCUUUUCUUUAUAUAGCAUCUAUUCACUUUUAUAUUAUUUUUCUUUUUUGAUAAUGAUCUGAACCUACACAUACUAAAUGUAUGUGGUUCAAACCAGUAUGGGGACUAGCUGCUGCUGAAAAAGCACAGCUAUUACUGAAAGUGGUAGACCACACUAUAUAUGGUGUACAGUAUCUGCCAAAGGUUGAAUGCAAAAUAGCAAAUUAUAGGUAAUUUAAUAAAAUCCUCAGGGAUUUAUCAAAAAAAAGCAUAGGCUUUAUGUUAAAUGAUCUGCAAUGUUUCUUACAUACUGUUCAAUGACUUAUAAUCGGUAGACACUUAAUGCAACAGACAAUUUAGGGAAACAUCCUCUCUUAACAGUUGUUGUGAGACCUCUGUAGACAGCGACCUUUGUGUUUUUACAAUAUCCAUAAAGAUAACUAUGUUUUCAAGAUUGCAUAGUCAUUUAGUGUGUAAAAGUAAUCAUUAUUAAUCUGUUUCGGCAUCAUCGAUUCUCUUUGAGUAAGGCAUGCUUUGAUGUAAAAUAAUAGAAUCUGUACAAUGAAUUAAUGAAAUGUCAACAAGGAUAUUACUCCAUGACAGAUGCCUUUAUAUAAAUUUGUAUCUAUAUUUAGGUACCUUCAUCGCUGUUUCAUUUUUAAUAGUUCCCACAUUUAUGAAGACAUAUUCAUCUUUGCUCAUUAGGAACCGGUGCUAAAAAAUCUUUCAAAGUUCCUCAUACUAAAAAGACAGAAAGACAUUUGACAAAGACCUUCUAAAAAAACAAAUAAUUACAAUGGAACACCACGUUAGUUUUUUUCGUACGCCUACCAACAUGCUUUUAAAGCACAUAAAUUCAGGUCUGCAAUAACUUUUUUUUUUUUUUUUUUUUUUAUUUAGGACUUACAGCUAAAUAUACUUUAGUCAACCAUACAUCUUAUUCUUGGUUUCUCACCCCACCACUGUAAUAUUUUGGCUUUCAGUCUUUUUUUUUUUUUGCUUGCUCAAUGAACUUUUGUUUUGGCUACUAGUAUAAAAAAUAAGUUAAAGGAUAUGUUUUGUACAUAACUCCUGUACUUUUAAUAUUUUUUUGUUUCACCUAAAGCUGAAAAAUAGUCUAGCAGGAUACCUUUAACAGUGUCAGCUACACUGUCAGUCUUUCAUUACCUGUGUUUUUAUUUAAAUGAAAUCCAUGACCAGGGAGGAGGUACCGAACUGCAUCAUACAGUCAAACAUCUACUGGAUUAAAACUGCAGUAACAACUGUAAAGGAUAAUGAGAUAGAAUAAUAAAUCAGUAGGUUUCGUUUCAUCUGCAGGCCUGCCUUCAAAGUUUUGGCUCUGUGGGCUGUGCAAUUAAACCUGCUUGUGUACGAACCUAAAUACAUUCUAAUACAGAGGCACUAGGUGGUGCAGUGUGGAGGCCUCACAAAGCAGACCUGUGGGUGGAUACUGUGCAGAUUUAAUUUUGUUUCUCAUCAAAGUACAAAUUGUUUAAAUAGUUUGGACUUUUUAAAUGUAUAAUUCCUUUGUGCCCAGUUCUUUUUAAUGGACAUGCAAACUUUUAUGUUGGUAUAUAUAUAUAUAUACUGUAUGUUUUGGAUGCAAAACCUGGACCCUCAAUGCAAAAAUUACUCAAAAAUGACAAACGACUCAACAGAGUAUGGAAAGAUGCAUGCUGGGAAUAACAAGAAGAGACAGGAAAAGGAAGGAAUGGAUAAGAGCGCAAAUAAAAGUAUGCAAUGUUAUUAUAAGAGCAAAAAAACUGAAAUGGCAGUGGGCCGGACAUGUAGCAAGAAGAACAGGCCAUCGCUGGACCAAGGAGAUACUAGACUGGAUCCCAAGAGAUUUAAAGCAACCAAAAAGAAGACCUCCAGGAAGAUGGCAAGAUGAAAUUAGGAAAAACGCCGGAGCAACGUGGAUGAGGGACGCAGCAGACAGGCUAUCGUGGAAGAAUCUUGAGGAGGCCUUCAUCCAGCAGUGGAUUGAAAAAGGCUGAAGAUGAUGAUGAUAUAUAUAUAUAUAUAUAUAUAUAUAUAUAUAUAUAUAUAUAUA